Oenanthe melanoleuca is the source of this 5153-nucleotide messenger RNA. RefSeq names its product TNF receptor associated factor 6 (gene TRAF6). Bases 87 to 1703 code for a protein of 538 amino acids. The record is from RefSeq and is a predicted model, not a curated record. Gene Ontology annotation, cellular component: plasma membrane signaling receptor complex. Gene Ontology annotation, biological process: protein K63-linked ubiquitination; interleukin-1-mediated signaling pathway; regulation of canonical NF-kappaB signal transduction. Gene Ontology annotation, molecular function: zinc ion binding; ubiquitin protein ligase activity; tumor necrosis factor receptor binding. Lineage: Eukaryota; Metazoa; Chordata; Aves; Passeriformes; Muscicapidae. The transcript is spliced from 7 exons.
CCGGCGCUUCCCGAGCAGAAGCGGAAGCGGCGGCGGGCGGGGAGCGGCCGCGGGUCGCGCGCUGCGGUGUGCCCGGCCCGGCUGCCAUGAGCCUGCUGCACAGCGACAGCAGCUGCGGAGCCCGCGACGGGGACAGCGGCUGCUGCGCGGCCAUGGCCAAGGAGGAGAGCUGCAGCACGGCCAGCGCCAGCGGCUCCGCCGGCGGCUCCUUCGCCGACGAGACGCAGGGCUACGACGUGGAGUUCGACCCGCCCCUGGAGAGCAAGUACGAGUGUCCCAUCUGCCUGAUGGCGCUCCGGGAGGCGGUGCAGACCCCCUGCGGCCACCGCUUCUGCAAGGGCUGCAUUGUCAAAUCCAUCAGAGAUGCAGGUCACAAAUGUCCUGUAGACAAUGAAAUUCUUCUUGAAAAUCAACUUUUUCCUGACAACUUUGCCAAACGGGAAAUCCUUUCAUUAAUGGUCAAGUGUCCCAACAAGGGCUGCAGCAUGAAGAUGGAGCUCAGGCACUUAGAGGACCACCAGCUGCAGUGUGAUUUUUCCACUGUGGAAUGCCCUCAGUGCCAAGGAGCUUUCCCAAAGAACCAUCUGAAGGAGCACAUGACCCAAGAGUGUCCAAGGCGUCAAGUGUGUUGCCCAAACUGUGCCACAUCUAUGGCCUAUGAAGAUAAAGAGCUUCAUGACCAAACCUGCCCACUUGCCAAUGUAUAUUGUGAAUAUUGCAACACAGUGCUCAUCAGAGAGCAGAUGCCUAACCAUUAUGACAAUGAUUGUCCUACUGCCCCAGUGCCAUGUUUUUACAGUGCCUUUGGGUGUCCUGAAAAGAUGCAAAGGAAUGAACUGGCACGACACAUGCAGGAGUUCACUCAGGUUCACAUGAGGAUGAUGGCUCAGAGUUUCCAGAAUAUCAGUGUUACUGCUGCAAAUCCUGUACCCUUCAUCAAUGGCCUACCUUUUGAGCCUGCUCUCUUCUCACACGUGUCACAUGCUGCAUAUGACUGCAAUCCAGAAGUUGAAAACUUCAAGGAAACCAUUCAGCAGUUGGAAGGUCGUCUGGUAAGACAAGAUCACCAAAUCAGGGAACUCAUUGCUAAAAUGGAGACUCAGAACACUCACAUGGCAGAACUCAAGCGUACCAUCCGAAGCUUGGAGGGAAAGAUUACCGAAAUGGAGGCGCAGCAAUGCAAUGGUAUUUAUAUCUGGAAGAUUGAGAACUUCAGCGGGCUGCAGAGAGCCCAGGAAGAAGAGAGACCCGUGGUGAUGCACAGUCCUGGCUUCUAUACAGGGAGGCCUGGCUACAAGCUGUGCUUGCGCCUGCAUAUCCAGUUACCAAACGCUCAGCGCUGCGCUAAUUUUAUCUCUCUGUUUGUCCACACUAUGCAAGGGGAGUAUGACAGCCACCUGCCCUGGCCUUUCCAAGGCACCAUACGACUUUCUAUUUUGGAUCAAUCAGAAGGCCCAGAAAGGCAGAACCACGAAGAGGUGAUGGAAGCCAAGCCAGAGCUGCUGGCCUUCCAGAGACCGACAAUCCACCGCAAUCCCAAAGGUUUUGGUUACGUGACUUUCAUGCACCUGCAGAGCUUGAAGCAGAGAGCCUUCGUCAAGGACGACACGCUGCUGGUGCGCUGCGAGGUGCUGACGCGCCUGGACCUGAACAGCGCCCGCAGAGAGGGGUUCCAGCCCCGCAGCACCGACGGAGCCGUGUAGCCUGCCAUCCUCCCACAGCACAGGGCCUUUCUCAUGUCUGAGCAUCACAGGUGCUGUGACUGUAAAGGACCACAGUUGGUGAUCUUCACCUGAACGGAACUCUGUUGUUGCUGGUAUGUUUUUUCUCCUAUAUGAGCUCAUAUGUUUAAAUAUUUGGUAAGGUUCUCUCUGAAAAUAAGCUACUUCUGUAGCAGGCUAACUAAAUGAAGUGUUAAUCAAAACUUUACUGCCUACAAGAAAGUCCUAUUGCAGAACCUGUGCAUCUCAGAUUGGUAAAACUUCAGUCAUGUCGAGGAGACCAGUAAGUCUUUUCACCUCAGUGCCUUGGAAUAGAUGCUGUUGCAAGGAAGGAGCAAAAUUAAUAAAGAUGAGGGAUUUUUUUCAUUUGUUUUUUCACAGAGCUUGGGAAAGUUGAGAGAAUUUCUGUAUUAACUUAUCUAGAAUUUUGCAUUGGCUAUGUGUCUCUUGAAGUUUGAAGUCAGGGUUAAGACUUUGUUCAGGUCACCAAGGGUUCAGGCAUGCUUUGACCCUUUCCUUCUUCAGGAAGUUGUAUGUUGAUGCAGAGUUGAUGUUGGUGUUUCCAAAAGGUAUGAGGUAGUGUUGUGGAGAAGGCUAAAUGACUCUGAGCAGAAUUUGUAAUGUGGUCUGAAGGUGCCUCCCUAAUUCUCUUUAUUUUAAAAAAUCUUUUCUGUAAGUGUGUGGUCUAGGCCCAGAAUGUCAACCACAAUCAUCAAGAGAUAUAAAAGUUCAGCAUUUGAAUGAAAUCCCUUUGUGCUGGUGGGAUCUGCUAGUGCUGGACACGUUUCAGGUUCUGAGUGCACACAUGAGCAAAGGGAUGUACUAAACAGAGAGGGUGAUGCAGAACUUGUUUAACUGCUGUUGAAACCCGAAUUUGUGCCAAAGCUGAACUUGUGACCUGCAUCUGUUCAAGUGAUCUCUUGGUGUUGUGGGUGAUGUACCAAGUCAUCCCCUGUGAAUUCUCCAUGGCAGCUGGCCAUACCAGCAUCCAGCUGCUUGGGGUAUUUCCUGUCCUUUUAUACAGUAGGAACUGGGCCAACUCAGCAAUUUGGAUGGUAAGGAAAGCCUAUUAAUUCAGCAGUGUGAGGAAAAAUUGUAAUCCUGUUUGCUUUUAGGAACAAAAUCUGGCUGCCAUUGUUACUCAUUUAUCAAACACUAGAUUCACUGUGUCAAAGAUUCAUGAGGUUCCUAAUGAUGUGUGUAUUGCUGUUUUCUGUACUGACUGAUUGUAUGCCAUGUUAGUUUUGACCAGUCAAAGCUGAAUAGUUCAAGUUCACUGGUGCUAAAAUUUUUAUCUUUCAUGGUGCUGAUAAAAUUCUGAAUCUUGUCUUUAGGAGGGAAGAAAAAAGUUUUGUUCACCCCAUAACCUAAGUACAUGUUCAGAUACUGAAGAAAACUAAACAGUGCAUGGGCUUAUGUGUAUCAUUUAUGCAAGCUAGUGAAACAACCUAAAGACUAGAGACACUGCAGCUUAUGAGAUAGUGAAGAGUGUUCCAACUAUUUGGCCUCAUCAAAGCAAUACCAGUGGGGAAAGGGCACAUUGCUUAAUAUAAACAAGACUAAAGAAAUGCUUUAGUGGUUUGAGAGGGACUCUGCUUGCCUGCAUGAGAGGUAAAAAGAUCCAGGACCCAACCUUCCACUUUGUUCAACAUAGCCAGAUUAGUAAAAUUUCUUCUGCAAGUAGAACCUAUCAGAUGGAAGAGGAGGGACUGUGUUCAGUGGAGUAUUGUCACUACUGAAACAUGAACUUCCUGGUUAAUGGUAAAUGCAGUUAGUUGUUGGUGACUUUAGUAUAUUCUCUGUCAUUAGGGGAUAGGUGAGCAUAUGUUUCUGAAAAUAGGGAAAGAUCUCAGCUUUAAAACCAAAAAUAGAUUUCAUAAUGAAUAGCCUCAUCCUAUCAGCUGAAUUGUUCUGGAAUGUCUUCAGAUGGAGCAUUCCCAGUGAAGCCAUUCUUAACCAAGAGCUGUCAAUGUCCAUGGCAUUGCACAGAGCCAUCUGCACAGAAGGCACUGUACAGGAGUUCUCCAUUUUCAGGCUGUGUUACCUAUUCAUGUUUUCUCAAUAUGCUCAAAAACUGCCAUUCUCUUUUGUUCCCCUUCUUGUUUUUUGGGGAGCAGGAGGGGAAGGAGGGGGAGGCAGUCAGAUAAAACACUUGUCAUUUGAGAGCUUCUUCCUGUUCCAGGUUGUUCCUCAAGCCUAGCAAUAAAAAAAAUGUCCUUAUUCUCUGUUCAAAUCAUUUAUGCUCAAGACCCACUAAAUGCAUUAACACUUUCUUUGCUUUUGAAGAUUUGCAUUCUGAAUGGAAUUUUUGCUUUGAGCCUUGUCUGCUAGAUAUGAUGUACUUCUGCCUCUGAGGAGGAAACUCCCUGUGGUGGCAGGGUUUAAAUGAUUCAGGUUAAAAUUGUACAAUAGCACAAGCCAAUAGGGAAUAGAAGGCUACUGCAUGUAUAAUUCUGUAUUGGCCACAGUAAUAUGGAUGCUUUAUUCAUUGCUGCUAUUCUACUGGUUUUGUAUUUUUAUAUUGGCAACUAGAACUCUGUGUGAUGUCAAAUUACUGUAAUGUCAGAGUAUCACAUGAGAGACUGUCAGAGCUAAAAUCUAGGUAUCAGUUAAAUCUUACAGUCAUAAAACGAUUAUAAAUGUUAACAAAAUAUUUAUUCAUGUACUUGUUCCAUUUUCCUCUUUCCCCUUUCUUCAAAUCUCUUCUUUUGAGAACUUGUUUUACCAUGGUGGAUUGAGGUAUAAUUGCUAGAACUAUUUAAAUGGAAGAAGAAAGGUCUGCAGCAUUGAGUUGUCUCUAAAUCAGAGAAAUAUUUUAAUUAAUCCACGUCCUGUGUAACUUGUUCACCAAUGGGGUUUCAUUCUGUAACUCUGCUUUGCAGCAUUACUAGAUCUCAAGGUGGUUUAAAAAGUGGCUUAGCUUCUUUUAUCUUCCAAAUUUCUGUUCUCUUUGUAUGUGUAUUUGCAAAGCUGCUAUGGCACAAAUUUCCCAAUUAUAAUAUAUUAUGAACAUGUUAUCUCUUUGCCUCUGAAUGUCUUCCCCUGCAGGGCAGGGAAAAUUAUUUUGCUAAAAAUGUUGGUAUGUAAUGUAUAUGUGGGAGCUCAGAUAAUGUGAGAUGUAUAGAGUUGUUUUUUAAGCGGUCUCAUGCUAUGUCUGGUCAUGUUUGCUAUCAAGGGAUUAAACUUGCUUAUGAAGUGAAAUCAGGGUGACCUUUCUAUUCUUAUUUAGAGAUGGCAGCAGACCAAAUACAUUGCUGAUGGAUGCAAAAGUUUAUUCUGUCUCAAUGUUAAAGGUUUGUAUUGGUUUGCAUUGGAACAAAUGAAAGUAUUCCUGUUCCCUUGGGUGAAUUGAUUGAUAGUUUAAUAUAUUUUGUAAUUAAUGCACAGCUAUGUUUCUGACAGAACUUCAAAAAAUAAACUAAUUAAACUGUG